CGAAAGAAUAAAAAUAAUACAAAAUCUGUAGAUUGUAGAUCAAAAUUCAAAUCUAAUUUUCAUUUCAUAUUAUUUAAAAUUUUUAAUAAUUCUCUGAAAAUUGAAAUAUUUUACGUAAGUAAACUCAUAUUUUAAUAUUUAAUAAAUUCAUUCAUUUUCUAUUUGAUUUUUAUUUUUUAUUUGUAUUUAAUGUUAUUUCUAUAAAUCGUAACAUGUUUACAUGUAUUAGAUUAUCCUGUUUGUUCGAUAUGGAGGCUUCUCUCGAGUGUACAGAAAUUUGUGAAGGAAGAGCCAAAAUUCGGGUACCUGGUACUAGUAAAGUGUUUUAUAACCCAGUACAAGAAUUUAACAGGGAUUUAAGGUACAAAUUAUGUGUAAUAUGAGUUAUUUAGAACAUACAUUUUUAAACAAAACUCUAUAUAAAAUUCUAAAAGUAUCAAUACAUUUAUAUAACUGAGUAUAUUAUAUUCAAAAAUAUAUUGUGAUAGAAGUUUUUCUAAAAUGAAAUUCAUAUGUUAGAUUACUUUUUUUAAUUUGUUUAUUUUUUAGAGAAAUAAAUAUUCAUAUACCUACCUAUCCAUAUUUUUUUGUAGAAUGUAAUUCUACUAUAGAUAGUAUUUAAAAUUACAUGUAUAUUUAAUUUCCUCUAAUGGCUUAAUAAAAUAAUUAAACUCUUAAAAAUAUUUUAAAAGAAUCAUUAAGCAUUCAAAUUUUAACUGAAGUUCUACUCAGAAUUGUUUUUAAAUUUUCAUCUCUAAAAAUUUUGAUUGCAUAUUAAAAAUUGUAUUGAUAUUUUUUGCUAAUAUAAAUUUAAAAGUAUUGUUUUUUGUUUAAAUCAUUAAAAAUUAUGUAUUUAAAAAGAUCAUAACACAAAUAUUAUUAUAUAAAAUUAAUAAUUUUAAUUUUGUGUAUCUCAGUAUAGCGGUCUUAUCAGUAUUUUCUGAAAUUCAUCACAGUGAAAAACAAAAAACUAAAAAAAGACCAAGAUCGCCUAACAAUGAUAAUAUAACAGAAAUUGAGCCUGUUAAACUAGAAAUUGGAACAUCAAUUGAGGUACCUAUGUUUAUUCAAACUUACUUAUUUUAAUAUAAAUUAUUGUAAUGAGUUUAUUCAAUUUAUUGGAAAAUAAAUUUGUUUUAUUGUUUAUAGUCAGGCUUAGAAAUCUUAGAGGCAUUAGCAGCGACUGGUUUGAGAGCUAUUAGAUAUGCACUUGAAGUUCCAGGUGUUAAACAAAUAUAUGCUAAUGAUAUAUCAAUUACAGCUGUUAAUAUAAUGAACCAGAAUAUUACAGAAAACAAUGUUCAAAAUUUAGUUACGUCCACUCAAUAUGAUGCUGCGUAAGUUUUGGCUCAUUAUCAUUUUGAAAGUUGGUAAAAUUAAAUAAUAUUAUCUAUGAAAUAUUAUAAACUGAUGAUAUUGUAUCUUUUUAUACAGACAUGUUAUGAGAAAAAGACAAUUUGAGUCUAAAAAAAAGUUUGAUGUUGUUGAUUUGGAUCCUUAUGGAUGUCCAACAAAUUUGUUAGAUGCAGCAGUUUGCUGUCUUGAAGAUAAUGGAUUAUUGUUAGUUACCUGUACUGACAUGGCUGUUUUAGCUGGUAAUACACCCGAAUCAUGUUAUGCUAAAUAUGGUUCAGUAUCUUUAAGAUCACCAGCUUGUCAUGAAAUGGUAUUAAUUGUUUUUGAUUGCAUAGUUAUUUGAAUUGGUUUUUGAUUCAUUUUCAUUUUAACUAUUAUUAUAUUUUAGGCAUUACGAAUUGUUUUGCAUACAAUUACUACCGUGUGUACUCGAUAUGGCCGAUAUAUGGAACCAUUAUUAUCAAUAAGUGCUGACUUUUAUAUUAGGGUAUUUGUAGUAAUACGUACUAGUCCAUUUAUUUGUAAAACAAUGUCUAGGUGAGUUAAUACAAUUUGUUUGAUUUCUAUAUUUUAAAACAAAUGUAAAAUCUUUAUUUAAAUUUUAUCUGAAACUAAUUGCAGUAAAAUUGCAACAGUGUAUAAAUGUAGAGGGUGCAAUAUGAUAACUUUUUUGCCAUUGGGUUCUUCUUCCAAGUCAGAUUCAAAUAAUAUGAAGUUCACGCUUUUGUCCGGUCCACCAGUUGACAAGAAAUGUGAACAUUGUGGAUUUCCUCAUCUGGUAUGUAUCAAAAUUAUUUAUAGUUUUUGUAAAUCAAAAUGACAAAUAUCAAAGUUAAAUAUUUAUUGCUUUUAGAUAGGAGGACCUAUAUGGAUAGGUCCUCUGUACAAUACAGAAUUUCUUAGUAAAUUAUGCAACUAUAUAAAUAAUGAUGAUGCUGAAAAAAAAUUUAAUACCAUUAAACGAAUGAGGGGCAUGUUAGGUUUGAUGCUGGAAGAACUACAAGACAUUCCAUUGUAUUAUACUGUUCCAUCACUUACCAACACUGUUCAUUGUGAAGCGAUGCCUUUAAGAUACUUUUUGUAUGUUUAAGUUUGUUCAAUUUUUGUAUGAUAUAUUGAUAUAUUACAUUCUAUUACUACCUUCACGUGAAAACAGUAAAUAGGUAUUUGCAUAUAAAUGUUCAUUUUUUUUUAAAAGUAAUAUUGUACAUACAGGGCCAUAAAAACAUAGUAAACUAUGUAGUGGCUUUUAGAGGUGGACAAAUUUAAAUAUUAGAUGUGACAAAUUAUAUAUAAUAUUUCAGUGUUUCCUAUUUUUUUAUUUUUUAUUCAAGUCUCCCUAAAAAUUGGAAAAUUAUUUGUGCUUAUGUAGGUAUUUAGCAAAAUUUUGUUAAUUAACAAAUUCAGUGGUUUAAGUUAGUUUAAUAUUUUACAAUUAUAGUAGAGAUUUAUAAUGUUAUUCUGCUAUUUCAUUUACUUGAAAAUAAAUAUUUUUAUUUUAUACUAUAAAUUAAUAAUUAAUACAUUUUUAGUUCUGCAUUAGUUGGUGCUGGAUACCGUGUGUCUUCAUCUCAUUGUGCACAAAAUAGUGUGAAAACUGAUGCACCUCAAUCCGUUGUUUGGGAUGUCAUAAGGACUUGGGUUCAAACGCAUCCAGUAUCUGCAAAACGAUUACAAAAUUCAGCUGCUGCUAGACAAAUUUUGUCUAAAGAAUCUACAACUGAAAUAAUUUUUGAUAAAAACUACAAUAUAGUUCCAAAAUCAUUACAAGGAUUAGUACGAUACCAACAAAAUCCUGCACGCUUUUGGGGACCUGGAACUAAGGGAAAUUCAAAGUAAUUAUUCUUUUUGUUUUUUAGAAUUUGUAAAAUAAUAAUCCUAGGGGGAAAAUAAUCAAUUGAUUAAUUAAAAAUUAUCAGUUUAAUAAUAUUAUAAAUUAUAUUACAUACAAAUAGUGUAUCACAGAUUCCUUGUAUUACCCCAGAAUGGAAUAUAAAUAUGAAAUACAUGAAGUAAUUUGGUUUUAGAUUCUGAGCAGAGUGAGGAAUUUAUUGGUUUUACAAUGAUAAUUUUUUUUUUUGAGAAUAACUUUUAUACUAAAAAUUCAGCUCCAGUUUUCAAGUGUAGCACUUCCUAAAAAGAAAUCUGACUAAUAUGAUACUUUAGGGAGGUCAUUAUUUGAUUUUCCCUGUGGUUUUCAUAAUAAGGAGAAAAUUCACAAAAUGUAUAUUUUCAAAUAGUAAAUAUUGUAACCUUUUAAAACUUAUAUAACCUAACUCUGCUCAUAAUUGUUUUUUGUUAGCAAGAUUAAUCAUUGCAUAUAGAUAGUAAUUAUUACAAAUUUCCUUCCAUCUUUCCAACCUCUCACCUAUAACAAUGGCUCACCCAUCAUGCUAAUUAUGUUCGUUUGUUUUGUUUUUUAGAUUUUCUAAAAAAGUAUUCAGAAUUUUGCUAUUUUAAUACUUAAUUGAAGUAUCUUUGAAUAAUUUCUAAUAAUAAUAUGGGUAAUUUAUUCAAUUUAUUGAGAAGGUUGUGAAUAGGUUUGUAAAUUAAUCUAUUGAUUAUGAGUUAUUGAUAUUGAAAGUAAAUCUAAUUUAAUUUCUCAUUAUUAUAAACACUCUUAUUAUUUCAUACCAUUAUGGUAUUCAACUACCAUUAGUUAAUUUUAAAUGCAUUUCACAUUGACAGUUAAAUACACAUGGUAUAUGAAAAGUUAUUUAAAUAAUAAUCUAUACAUUUAUAUUUCACAAUAACCAAAACAUAUUAUAAUAUGUAAUUUUUUAGUCUUAUAAAUAUUAUAAUAUUAUAUGUGUUUGUAAUUUUAAUGUAAAGUAUGUACAAAAUGUUUUUAGAUAACUAUUGCUAUUGUGCGUAUUGUUAAUUUUUGCAGUAGUAAGUUAAUAUAAUUGUUUCAGACAGAAAACUUCAGUGGUCGGAUCUAAUACUGAAAAUAAUGGAAUUUCAAAAUAAUUUCAUUUUACACUCAUUACAAAUAAAACAUUUACCCAUUGGUUACAACUUGUUAUUUAUUUUUUAAUAUCAACACUUAUUAAAAUUAAUGUGUAUUGUGUUAAUUUAUGGGAUUCAUGGUUACUUUGUUUGUUAAAUACUAUUCAUUACCAGCUAUAAGCGUAUAUAGUUCUCUUUCAAAUUAAUUUUAUUUAAAUAUUUUGAGACGAUUAUUAUUAAUUUUUGAUAUCUAUAUUCAUGGUCUGGUACACCUAUACUGUUGUUUUAUGUAUAUUUAUUGUAUAUAUAUAUAUAUAUAUAUUUAAUGUGUUUAUGUAUUGUUACAAUUUUGGACGUUGAAAAACUGCAGUUACAUACCGAGUAGGUGUGUAGUGUGUACAUUGUAUUGUGUUUAUUUGAAAUAAACAUAGUAAUAGAUAAAUCAUUUAAAAGAUGAUUGUAUGACAAAAAAAUAUAUUUUAAUUGGUACAAAAAACCUAUGCCUUUUUUAAAAAUAAUAUUUCAUGAAAUUAUUAUGUAAAAAUAAUAAAAAGUAUUUUGAAAAACAUUAACAUUAUUCGUUAUACCUAUGUUUGUCUAAUA
Messenger RNA from Cinara cedri, 4908 nucleotides. The record is from the annotation of a GenBank genome assembly. Lineage: Eukaryota; Metazoa; Arthropoda; Insecta; Hemiptera; Aphididae.